GCUUUCAGAGACCGAUUAAAAUCAACAUCCUCACUAGUUACCCUCCCUUCAAGCGCUUCGAUGUCCAAUCAAAGGCUAAAGGGUAAGGUGGCUUUGAUCACCGGUGCAGCUAGUGGGAUUGGGGAGGCGACGGCGAGGUUGUUUGCAGAACACGGAGCUCUUGUGGUUGUGGUUGAUGUUCAAGACGAGUUAGGUCAUCAAGUUGUGGCAUCCAUAGGCCAGGAGAGAGCUACAUACGCGCACUGUGACGUGCGAGACGAGAAGCAAGUGGAGGAAGCAGUGGCUUUCACCUUGAAUAAGUAUGGUAGCCUCGAUGUGUUGUUCAGCAAUGCCGGAGUCUUAGGCCCUUUGAAUGGGAUCUUAGAGCUUGACUUGACAUCCUUCGACAACAUUCUCGCCGUCAACGUACGCGGCGUGGCAGCCACCAUAAAGCACGCAGCACGAGCUAUGGUGGCAAGGAAGAUAAGGGGCUCCAUCAUUUGCACCGCCAGUGUGGCCGCGACGGUGGGAGGCUCGGGGCCUCAUGCCUACACUACAGCUAAGCAUGCCGUGCUGGGUCUGGUCCGAUCGACUUGUAGUGAACUUGGGGCAUACGGGAUCAGGGUCAACUGCGUCUCUCCCUUUGGAGUUGCGACACCUAUGGUCUGUGAUGGUUUCAAUAUGGAGCCUAAUGUUGUGGAAGCUAACGGUGCUGCUAUAUCCAAUUUGAAGGGGAUUGUCUUGAAGGCUACUCACAUCGCAGAGGCUGCUCUGUUUCUUGCUUCUGAUGAAUCCGUUUACAUUAGUGGACAUAACUUGGUUGUUGAUGGAGGGUUCACCAUCAUUGCUCGUAGUUAUUCCCACGACCAAAUCCAAUGA
This is a messenger RNA of Telopea speciosissima, 858 nucleotides long. RefSeq names its product short-chain dehydrogenase reductase 3b-like. The coding region runs from base 61 to 858 and encodes 265 amino acids. The transcript has 2 exons. The record is from RefSeq and is a predicted model, not a curated record. Lineage: Eukaryota; Viridiplantae; Streptophyta; Magnoliopsida; Proteales; Proteaceae.